AUGUUUAAAAAGUUAACUCUGAACAGCACAGGUGAGGUUGUAGCUCCUCUCAGAGCUCAUGAGGAUAAAGGCGGACAUGAAACACUUUCUAACAGACCCGUUACCCCCCCUCCUCUCCUCUCUGUGUCUCUACCAGGUGGAGCAGUAGGCGGUCUGCUGGGCGCCUGGCUGACCAGCGGUCAGUUCAGACCUCUGCCUCAGAUCCUGAUGGAGUUGCCUCCCAACCAGCAACAGAUGCUCUUUAAUCACAUCACGGCCGUCUUGGGCAACCUGGACUGGACGGACGCGGCCCAGCUCAUCGCCAUCGUGAUGGGCAACGCCACUCUCCAGCAGCAGGUCACCGCCGCGCUGCUUGGCUACAUCACAAAGGAACUCCGAGCAGAGGUGCGCUAUCAAGACUGAGUUCUGCUUAUGCACAUGGACUUUUUCAGGAUGAUCAGGCCUGCCGAGCACAACCAGAGUCUUUACAACAUAUUUUUGUACUUAAUUCGAAAAAAGAAAAAAAAAUGUGAAUCAUGGAUGUUUCACUUUCAUGACUGUGCCAAAUGGAGCUGUUAGCGUUCGCUAUCUUCAGAGUGUCUAUCCUGACAGAAGUGGAAUGUAACUAAAUACAUACAAGUACUGCACUUAAAUACAAUUUUAAGGUACUUGAGUAUUUCCAUUUUAUGCUACUUUUCACUUCUACUCCACCACAACUCAGAGGCAAAUAUUGUUCUUUUUACGCCACUAUAGGUAAUAAAUUGAGGUAUUAAUCUAGAUUAAGCUACCCAGCAGUGUGUAAAGUAAUAAUUGAAAUUAGCUCCACCUUUACAUGAAAGCAUCACUAAUUAUAAUUAAGUGGUAUUAUAGAUAUGAUUCUGCAUAAUGAGUACUUUUCCUUUGGUACUUUAAGUAUAUUUUAUUCUCAAUACUUGAGUAUUUCUACUUAAGUAAAAGAUCAGAGUCCCUCAUCCACCACUACCGAACAAGAAAGAAACCAAAGUGAUAUUCAAUAAUGAAUGAAUAGUGACAUCAGCACUAAUAAUGUUUGUACAACAGACUGAUGACAACGUUCAAUCAGCUUUUUUUUUUACACUCUAAGAUAUUGUGCCUGGAGAGUCAUUUAUUCUGGAUUAGAAUGUAAUCUCUUUAUUCCCACACUCUGUAUCAGUGUGUUUUAAUAUACCUCUGCAUAGGAAGUGAAAUAAAAUAAACUUUUGAAGACA
Messenger RNA from Sebastes umbrosus (honeycomb rockfish), 1205 nucleotides. RefSeq names its product protein C19orf12-like. The record is from RefSeq and is a predicted model, not a curated record. NCBI's taxonomy places the organism in Eukaryota, Metazoa, Chordata, Actinopteri, Perciformes, Sebastidae. The transcript is spliced from 2 exons. Bases 1 to 402 code for a protein of 133 amino acids.